UUUAAUCUCAUCCUGGUAAGAUGAUCAAUAAUUAAACAAUACAUGACACAUAUCAUUGUCUGAUUGUCCUAUUCAUAGGAUAGAUGACAAAAAAUUAGAUGAGAACUAAAUUAAAGGUUUUGGCACACCCAAAGCCCCAAACAUGACGUGAUUAGUAAACUAAUCACACUUAACUAAUCCUCCACCCCUUAUUAGCAGCCUAUAAUAAAUAACAACACAGUUUUUUCAUGUAAAAAACAAAGGUAAAGACAUAGCUAAAACAAAAACGGAGCACCCAAAGAUGAUAGGAGUAAUAUAAUACCCAAACUUUUCUGGGCUACAAAGUCAUAGCCCUUUCUGUCUCUUUAUUUAUCUCUUUCUAACAUUAAUUUUCUUUCCCUUAUCAAAAUUUUCUCUCUCUCUCACCAAACACUGAACUCAACACUCCUUUUCUGACAUACCUUCUGUACAAACUUUCUUUGUCUUUCCCUCUCAUUUUUGUCACGUUUCUCCCAAAAGUUUCCUCCAAACCUUUCGAUUCUCUCAACUAAAUUUUCUCCCUCAUUAUCUCUUCUUAUCGAUCAUGCUUCAAAGCUUGGUCCCUCGACCCCCUCUCACUUCUAAACCUAAUAUGAACACAAAACGCCCUGAACGCGAACACGACGACGCCGAUUCUUCCCUUCCGGUACAAUCUUUCAAAAGACCUAACUACUCCGGCGAGAAGACAGUGGCGGAAGGCGAAGGACACGACGAGGAGCAAGCGUUUGAGCCUACAACUGAAGGUGAAUCCAUUGGUUUGAAACUCCUAGGGCUUUUACUCCAAUGCGCUGAGUGUGUUGCCAUGGAUAACCUCGACUUUGCUAAUGAUCUCUUACCGGAGAUAACCGAACUCUCCUCACCGUUCGGGACUUCACCGGAGCGGGUCGGUGCUUACUUCGCACAGGCUCUACAAGCGCGAGUUGUGAGCUCUUGCCUUGGUAGUUACUCGCCGUUAACGGCUAAAUCGGUAACCCUAACUCAGUCGCAGCGAAUCUUCAACGCGUUUCAAUCCUACAACUCGGUUUCACCGCUGGUGAAAUUCUCGCACUUCACAGCUAAUCAAGCUAUCUUCCAAGCCGUGGACGGUGAGGAUCGUGUCCAUAUCAUCGACCUUGAUAUCAUGCAAGGACUUCAAUGGCCAGGAUUGUUUCACAUCCUCGCUUCACGAUCCAGGAAGAUCCGCUCCGUGAGAAUCACCGGUUUCGGAUCUUCCUCAGAGCUUCUCGAAUCAACGGGAAGAAGACUUGCCGAUUUCGCGAGUUCACUCGGACUUCCGUUUGAGUUUCAUCCUAUUGAAGGCAAAAUCGGAAGCGUAACGGAACCGAGUCAACUCGGUGUUAGACCAAACGAAGCCAUCGUGGUUCACUGGAUGCACCAUUGCUUGUACGAUAUAACCGGAAGCGAUUUAGGAACGUUGAGAUUGCUGACUCAGCUUAGGCCAAAGCUAAUCACCACCGUUGAACAAGAUCUUAGCCACGCUGGUAGCUUCCUCGCGAGGUUCGUGGAGGCUUUGCAUUAUUACAGCGCGUUGUUCGACGCGCUCGGGGAUGGUUUGGGUGCGGACAGUGUUGAGAGGCAUAUGGUGGAGCAGCAGCUGUUGGGGUGUGAGAUAAGGAACAUUAUCGCCGUGGGUGGGCCCAAGAGGACUGGUGAGGUGAAAGUUGAGAGAUGGGGGGAUGAGUUGAAACGGGCCGGGUUUCGACCCGUUUCGCUUCGGGGCAACCCGGCUGCACAAGCGAGUUUGUUGUUGGGGAUGUUUCCUUGGAGAGGGUAUACACUUGUGGAGGAGAAUGGUUCUUUGAAGCUUGGUUGGAAAGAUCUUUCUCUUUUGAUUGCGUCUGCUUGGCAACCGUCUGAUUUGAUUACUUACACUUGAUGAUGAUGAUGGUGAUGUUCAUAGUUUGUGUCUUCGGUGGGGGGAAAAGUGUUGAUAAGUUUCUCUCAUGCCUCUGCAAAGCUUGUUAUGUUGAAUCUCCAAGAAAGGACAUAGUUGGCAGAGAAGAGAAUCUUUUAAAUUAGUGAAAUUACUUAUAAGUGAGAAAUCCUUCACAUUAUCAACUGUGGUUCCUUAUAAUUUUUAAAAUUUUUGUAAUGUUUAAUUGAUUUAUUGAAAUAUAGAGGAAGCUAAUUGUUUG
Messenger RNA from Lathyrus oleraceus (garden pea), 2153 nucleotides. RefSeq names its product scarecrow-like protein 23. The transcript has a single exon. The record is from RefSeq and is a predicted model, not a curated record. NCBI's taxonomy places the organism in Eukaryota, Viridiplantae, Streptophyta, Magnoliopsida, Fabales, Fabaceae. The coding region runs from base 563 to 1894 and encodes 443 amino acids.